Molecule: messenger RNA, 1846 nt
Organism: Nerophis lumbriciformis (worm pipefish)
Lineage: Eukaryota; Metazoa; Chordata; Actinopteri; Syngnathiformes; Syngnathidae
Biological process (GO): regulation of gene expression
Cellular component (GO): nucleus
Source: RefSeq, a predicted model, not a curated record
ACAGCUAUACGACGAUAAGACGAUUCGUCUUCUCUAAAGCCCACGAAACAGAAGCAGAGUAUGGAGCGAUGAAGAUUGAAGACCUGAUAGAAGAUGGGCGACUACUGCUAUGCUAAGAUGGCGACGUCCGCUAAAAGAGAAAGUGAAAGAGAAUCACCAACGGAGAUAAAGACGAAAACUGCAGAUAAAGAUGAGCGUAUUUCCAAAAACGUAAUUUUGGAGACUAUUAUAGGCCCUGGGGAAAGUGUCGACUUCCUUGAAGAAUGUAAAGAAAGAGCCGCCAUGAUUGUUAGCUUGAAGAAGGCAGUGGAGUUCACAUCAGAGGAGAUGAAAGAAUGCAAAAGUCAAAUGAAGAAAGUGGAAGAGCAAAACAAGCGCUUGUGCAAAGAAAAUAAUGAUGUGAAAGAAGAGAUGUUGGGGAAGAGUAAGAGAUGUGAAGAGAAGACUGGACCACAUGUCUACAUCAACGUGCAGAGGAUUGGAGACGUCCAGCAGUUGAUUGGCCAUCCGCAGAGUGGGAGCUCUACUUUGAAACAGGACGCUUCACAGCCCCCCCACAUUAAAAAGGAAGAGGAGGGACUCUGCAUCACUCAGGAGGGAGAGUGUCUUCUAGGACGAGAGGAAGCUGAUUACACCAAGUUUCCACUGAGUAUUCUCUCUGUGAAGACUGAAGAUGAUGAAGAGAAACCACAAGUAGACAACCUCUUAGCUCCACUAUCAGAUAGUGAGGCUGAAGACGAGGUUGAAGUAACUUUGAGCAGCGAUACAGACUGUGAAGGUGAUAUGAGGACUCACACUGACAGCAAACACUUUGAAUGCGUGAAGGAAAAGAGAGGUAAAACACGUUUGAGGUGCUCAGUUUGUGCUAAAAGCUUCACUAAAAAGUACAAUUUGAGUCUACACAUGAGAACACACACAGGAGAAAAACCGUUUAAAUGUUCAGUUUGUGGCCAAAAAUUUACUAAGAAGUGCAAUUUGACUGAACACAUGAGAACGCACACAGGGGAAAAACCAUUUGAUUGUUCAAUUUGUGCUAAAAGCUUUACUAAAAAAUGCCAUUUGACGGAGCACAUGAAAACACAUACAGGAGAGAAAUCUUUUACUUGUUCAGUGUGCGGGGUAAGCUUUAUUCGAAAGGACAGUUUGGCUGAACACAUGAAGAUUCACACGGGGGAAAAACCAUUUAAUUGUCCAGUUUGUGGUAAAAGUGUCACUCGAAAGGCCAGUUUGACUCAACACAUGAGAUUUCACACAGGAGAAAAAGCAUUUAACUGCCCGGUUUGUGGUAAAAGCUUGAGUCAGAAGGGCAGUUUGACACAACACAUGAAAAGGCACACAGGAGAAAAGCCAUUUAAUUGCUCUGUUUGUGGUAAAAGCUUUAUUCGAAAGUACUGUUUGACUCAACACAUGAAUACACAUACAGGAGACAAGCCAUUUAAUUGCUUGGUUUGUACUAAAAGCUUUUUUUCCAGAACAGGUUUCACUCGACACACAAUGAAGCACACUGACAAAAAUCAAUAUAAUAAGUAAGUAGAACAUAUUUUGCAAAUACAUUCAAGGUAAAACACAUGAGAACACACACACAGGAGAAAAACAUACAGUUGUUCAGUUUGUCACAUUUGUAACCCGCUUUUUGAGCCUGUGUGCAAACCGUCAGUGUUCCCUUUACACGCCGACUCCUUCCCAAAAGUAUCAGAAUGUGUCGUUUGGAUAUGUACACGGUUAAAUAUGCUGUGUAUCUUGAAAACAAACAUAACUGCUAUGGUUUUUUUCCUCUUCUCUCAAUUUAGACUUAAAAAAUUAAAUUAACUAGUUUUUAGGUAUAAUAAGAGAAAGGGUUUACAGC